AUGACCUCAUCCCUCGAGCAACUCCGCCAACACACGACCAUCGUCGCCGACACAGGCGACUUCAACGUCCUCUCCCUCUACAAAUCCCAAGACGCCACCACCAACCCCUCCCACAUCCUCACCGCCAGCCAAAAGCCCGAAUACGCCUGGAUCCUGACCGCCGCCGCCGACCACGCGCGCGCGGCGGCCGCCGCAUCAUCCGACCCGGACGCCCAAGUCGACGAGGCGCUGCUGCACCUGCUCGUCUCGUUCGGCUGCGAGAUCCUCAAGCACGUGCCGGGCCGGGUGUCGACCGAGGUCGACCCCGUCCACUCGUUCGACGCCGCCGCCACCGUCGCCUACGCCCGCCGCAUCAUCGCCCUGUACGCUGCGCGCGGCGUGCCCAGAGAGCGCGUGCUCGUCAAGAUCGCGAGCACCUGGGAGGGCUUCGCUGCAUGCGAGGUGCUCGAGAAGGAGGGCAUUAAGUGCAAUCUGACCUUGCUGUUCUGUCUGCCGCAGGCGGUGCGCGCGGCGGAGGUGGGCGCCACGCUGAUCAGCCCGUUCGUUGGCAGGACGCUGGAUUGGUGGCACAAGAACCAUCCCGCCGUCGAUUACUCUGGGAAGAAGGAUCCUGGCGUGAUCAUGACGAAGGAGAUCUGGGAGUACUACAAGGCGAAUGGGAUCAAGACGGAGAUCAUGGGCGCGAGUAUGCGGAGUAUUGACGAGUGCAAGGAGCUGGCGGGCCUGGACUUGAUGACGAUAAACGUCGGGUUGCUGCAGGAGUUAAAGGAGGCAGAUGUCGAUAUCAAGCCGGUGUUGAUUGCAGAGAAAGUUUCUAAGCAGAAUGGAUCUGCUAAGGUCAAGUCCUACGUGAAUGACGAGGCUGCUUUCAGAACAGAUCUCUUUAAUGAUUACGCAGCGCAUGACAAGAUGACAGAUAUGAUGCGGCAGUUCUUGAGGGAUGGUGCGGCUACGAAAGCUGCUUUGAAGAAGCUCUUGCAGUCGAAGUAG
Molecule: messenger RNA, 990 nt
Organism: Lasiodiplodia theobromae
Lineage: Eukaryota; Fungi; Ascomycota; Dothideomycetes; Botryosphaeriales; Botryosphaeriaceae
Product: Transaldolase protein
Exons: 2
Coding region: 1-990 (329 amino acids)
Biological process (GO): pentose-phosphate shunt, non-oxidative branch; carbohydrate metabolic process; pentose-phosphate shunt
Cellular component (GO): intracellular anatomical structure; cytoplasm
Molecular function (GO): transaldolase activity
Source: RefSeq, a predicted model, not a curated record